GAGGGGCGCUCCUGAGAGUCCCUUCCGCUGGAGAGGGAAGGCUGGGGUGGGAGAGGGAGUUGUAUGUAUUUGUCUCUCAGGACCGCAGUUCGUGAGCAUCUUGAUUUGGCGAGACACACACACACACACAGAGUCCCCCGCAUCCCAAACUGUCCCAGCCGCUGGGCGAGGGCAGCGCCGGCUGCUAACCUCUCCCUCCCGGGGCAGGAAUUGUCCGCUGCGCCUUUAACGGGUGUCGUUACACCGGGGGCUGAGCUGCAGGAAGAAACAGCCACCGCCGCCGCGCUUGGCGCCCUGGCGGCGGCUCCCCUCCGGCUCCCGGCGCUGCAGCCUGAGCCCCGGGAGAGGUGCCGCUAGAGGCAGCCGAAGGAAACCAAUGUGGCCAAGGCGCCGCGUCUCCCCUGCGCGCUAGGAGAGCUCCGGCCGCCGGGGCGCAGCGGGCUUGGAGAGCGGCGGCCUCGGGCAGGUGCGGGACUCGCGGCUCGGCGGCAGGAGCCCCGGGGAGAUGGCGAAAGCCUCACGCCCAGGAGACAUUACUCAGCACAGGACCUGUUUCACAGCUGCAAGUCAUAUAUUUAAGAUAGCACAAUCAAUCUAAAAACCUGGAUGAAUUAAAUGUAUUAAAAACAAUACCAGGAAUUUUCUGGCUUGGAUUGAUCAUUUCAAUGUGAAAGCCUAAGACAACAGCUGGUUCGCGCAGAUUCAGUGGCACUCAGUGGCACAUGCAGAAUAUAAUUAAUGACUCUGUGGAGAGCUCAGACGAUGAAUUCUUUGAUGCCCGAGAGGAGGUGGUGGAAGGGAAAAGUGCCAUCCUGAUAGGAAUGAGCCAGUGGAACUCCAAUGACUUGGUAGAGCAGAUCGAAACAAUUGGGAAGCUGGAAGAAAAUCAAGCAGGUGAAGAGUCUGCGGUUUGCUCAUCUGGCUUUCUCCAGGAAAAGCAACGUGAAUUGUAUAGAGCCUCUUUGAGAAAACAAAGAUUCCCUGCACAAGGCAGCAUUGAAAUACAUGAAGACAAUGAGGAAGGAACUCCGCACAGGAACUGUAAAACUCAUGUCCUUAUUCUUGUCCUACAUGGGGGCAACAUCUUAGAUACAGGAGGAGGAGACCAGAACUGCAAGAUGGCUGACAUCAACACCUUCAGUUCCGUGUUUGAGAAGGUGACCCGAGCCCAUUUCCCUGCUGCACUGGGCCACAUCUUAAUCAGGCUUGUCCACUGCCCAGCCAUUUGUUUGGAGGCUUUCUCUCUUGUUUCCAACCUGAAUCCCUACAGCUAUGAUGAGAACUGCCUCAGCAGUAGUGAAGACCACAUCCCACUGGCUGCCUUGCCCUUGCUGGCCAUUUCCUCCCCUCAGUACCAGGAUGCAGUUGCCAUGGUGAUUAGCAGAGCCAACCAAGUUUACAAUGAAUUUCUCAAGUCUCCAGAUGGGACUGGUUUUAAUGGACAGGUGUGCCUCAUCGGUGACUGUGUUGGAGGAAUUUUGGGGUUUGAUGCCAUCUGCUACAGUGCUGGCCCUGCGGGUGAGAGUCAGAACAGUAGCAGGAGAGGGAGCCUCGGCAGCAUGCAGGAUAAUCCCCUUUUAGCAGAGGAUUCCAGUCUGGGUGGCAGCAAACGCCUAAGCAAAAGUAAUAUUGACAUUUCGGGAAUCAUGGAGGAUGAGGCACCAAGGCAACCAUUGCCAAGGAAACAGAGCGACUCGUCCACUUAUGACUGUGACACUAUUUCCCAACACCAUGCUUUUCUGUCGAGGGUGAUGCCGAUAGAGAGAAAAGCCCCAUUGUGUGCUCCCAAGUUUCAGUUCUGUGAGAGCUCAGGUACAGUGCAGACUUGCCACAGUGCUGUACUCCAGCCUGCCUGUUUUGUCAGUAAUAGCUCAAGUAUCCACGCGAGUGUUAUGAAGAACGAUGCAGACUUUCCUCCUAUGAGCAGCUCCAGUCUCUCGGAAGUAAACCUGGGACGGUUUGAAUUUGAAGUUUCAGAUUUCUUCCUGUUUGGAUCACCGCUUGGCUUAGUACUGGCCAUGAGGAGUACUGUUCUGCCUGGACUGGAUGUUUGCCAAGUCCGUCCAGCUUGCAGCCAAGUGUACAGUUUCUUUCACUCUGCUGAUCCCUCUGCCUCCAGGCUUGAGCCGCUGUUGGAGAAAAAAUUCCACCUCUUGCCUCCAUUUAACGUCCCAAGGUACCAGAGAUUUCCACUGGGAGAUGGAAGAUCACACCAAUUAGCUGACACUCUCCACAACCAGAGCGCCCUGCUUCUUGAGAACAUCUCCAGGGUCAUACCCUCCUCUCCAGAGACUCCAGAAUCUCCAGACAUGCUGAGUCAGUCACAAGGAAGGACAAGGAGGACAAGCUUGGUCAGCAUGAACAGUGAAACCUCUGGGUCGACAGAGAGCUUGCCAUCAACAAACAUCUCCAAUAUUACUGCCAAAUGGUGGGGAACAAAGCGAAUAGAUUAUUCCCUGUACUGUCCUGAUGUUCUAACUGCAUUCCCAACAGUGGCCUUGCCACAUCUCUUCCACGCCAGCUACUGGGAAUCAACUGACGUCGUGGCAUUCAUUUUAAGACAGGUGAUGAGGUAUGAAAAUGUGAAUGUCAAGGAAAAUGACAGCUUGGACCCUGCAACACUAAGCCCCUCCAAUCCACGAGAGAAAUGGCUACGCAAGAGGACACACGUCAAGCUCAGAAACGUAACUGCCAAUCACAGAGCAAACGAUGUCAUUGCAGCCGAAGACGGUCCUCAGAUACUGGUUGGGCGGUUUAUGUAUGGCCCCCUGGAUAUGGUCGCUUUAACGGGUGAAAAGGUUGAUAUCCUUAUUAUGACUGAACCCUCUUCGGGGAGGUGGGUGUAUUUCGACACAGAGAUCACCAAUAGCAGUGGCAGGAUAUCCUACAACAUACCCAAACAGAAGAGGCUUAGAGUUGGCGUGUAUCCCAUCAAAAUGGUGGUUAGGGGUGACCAGAGCAAUGCAAUGAGUUACCUGACUGUGCUUCCCCCGGGAAUGGAGUGUGUGGUGUUUAGCAUUGAUGGCUCCUUUGCAGCGAGUGUCUCAAUCAUGGGUAGUGACCCUAAAGUUCGAGCUGGGGCUGUAGACGUUGUCCGACACUGGCAGGAUCUGGGAUACCUGAUCAUCUAUAUCACUGGCCGUCCUGAUAUGCAAAAGCAGAGAGUGGUCUCGUGGUUAUCUCAGCACAACUUUCCUCAAGGGAUGAUUUUCUUCUCGGAUGGGCUUGUUCAUGACCCACUACGACAAAAAACUAUUUUCCUCCGGAAUCUAAUGCAAGAGUGCUACAUCAAAAUUUCUGCUGCGUAUGGCUCAAUGAAGGAUAUUUCUGUGUACAAUGUUUUGGGUCUGUCGCCUUCCCAGAUCUACAUAGUUGGACGUCCGACAAAGAAAUACCAGACUCAAUGUCAGUUCCUCAGUGAAGGUUACGCGGCGCACUUAGCCUUGCUGGAGUUCAGUCUCCAUUCACGGCCCAAGAAGAACAACUCCCGGAUGAUCUUGAGGAAAGGAAGCUUUGGCCUGCACUCCCAGCCCGAGUUUCUACGGAAAAGGACUCACCUUCGCAGGACUAUGUCUGUGCAGCAGCCUGACCCACCUUCGUCAAACCCCAAACCAGAGCGUGCCCAGAGCCAGCCUGAAUCCGAUAAAGAUCACGACAGGCACCUGCCCCCCAUAGCCUGGGUUCGAGGUGGGGUCCAUAAAUUUGAGUCUGCACCUUAGGAAGCAUUGAGAUAUAAGUCUUGUGUGCCGGCCAAUCAACCUGUAGGCAUGGGGUGGGACACAACCAGAGGCUUCCUUGCUCUGGAAUCUGCCUUCUUAAACCAAGUAGGGAACUUUGUUUGUUCCUCUUAACAUACCUGUUAUAAAACUUAAAAUCCCAGAUCUAAAACUAUCGCAAGUGCUUAACAUCAAAACUGCAAAAAUAUGUCUUAGAAUUUUUUUUUACAAUACACAUUAUAAAAUGUGCAAUAAGAGAAAAGCGGUAACAGGUUGGUUUUACUCAAUGGAAGAUGCUUAAAGGAGUGACAUCAGUUAACUAGUAGUACCUUUAAAAAAAGCAUAAGCAGGUAAAAUGAGUGAAAGAGAAGGCUUACGUUUUAAAACCCUAAUGGCAGUAUCAAUUCCUGCUAUACUCCUGAGAAAGUGUUAUACACAGAAGGGAAGUGCAGGUGGAGUGGAAUGUGGAAGGCAAACUGUUUGGGUGCCUUAAACCCAAGAAAAUUUCCUUUGGCUUAUGGUGUUGAUGCAUGUGCAUCAGCUCAAGUUCUGAUCUAUACAUCUUAUAAGUGAGGUAGCUAGACUUAAAAUACCUACUGGAGAAAUCUACUUAAGAACCAAAUCAUAAACACUUGAUGUUUUAAAAAAAAAAAAGUCUCUUUUCUGCAGUCUGAAGCACUGAUGGUGUUGCUGUAUACAAAGAUCACACAUUUUUCGUGGAGAUUGGUGACUGUACGAAUGUUUGAAUUGCUCCAAGCACCAAGAUGGGUUUGAUGCUUUCGAUAUAAGACAUGGAUCCUUCUUAGGUAAGCUAAAAAACCCCUCUUCUGUAGUGUCUCCAGAAUUUUACAAUGGAUGAAAAUGAGUGAUAAAAUCACCACCAAUUUUAUAUUGGUAAUUUUUCCCUUGCCACUGCUGUUUAAAGAAACUAUAUGCUAUGAAAUUGUAGAUGCAGUUUCUGGUAACAAAAUCUUACUGCAUUUAAAAUACCCACAUUUAAGCUUCAUAGGAACUAGAUGCUAUGAAAUUGCAGGUGCCAGUUGAAGUACUCAUUUUCUAAUUAUCGAAAAAUUCCGUUUAGAUGUUCUCAGCUUAGUUAGAAGGAUCUACUGGAGGCAACUGUGUGGGAAUCGCCCUAAAUGUUCACAUUUCAGAGGUAAAUAUUGUAGUCAUUUUAGGAUAGAAGCAAAGAGCCAGAUCCUGCAAAUUCUUACUCAGUGAUAACUCCUAUUGAGCUGAAUUCAGUAGAACUACUAAAACUUUUCAGGAUUAGGCCCGAACAUAAGCAUGUUUUCUAAUCUGCAUCAGUGUUGUAAGUGCUCAGGAAAACCACCUCUUUAAGCAUUAAAAACUGGUUUAUGAGCCUGGGAGAGUUUAGAUAAAGUUACCCAUUUUUCAAGUCAUCUCCAUCUUGAAUGCGGGCCAGAUGCAGGCUCAAAUGAGCCUAUUAGUUAUUGAGAUAUAGUAUGUAGAAGGAAUGCUCUGGGGAAAUGACAAUGAGGCAGUAGAGGGAAAAUCUAAACGUGCAUUAUUUGAAGACCCCAAACUGCCAGAGAGGUUCUGAUGGCUGAUUCCUACCCAAGAAAGCAGCAAAUCAGCUCUACUAAUGAAGCACCUUAGGUACAUUUCUGUAUUUUAUUCUGUGGGAGGAAUGCCAAAGUUACCUGCUCUUUUGUAUUACACUUAUAAUCAGUCCACAUGCAAAAAUUUAGCUUCAUAUUUCCUGAAAGAUCUCAUAGCAUUUCACAAUAAAAUUAAUUUUUCUCUUAUCCCUGUUAAAUUAAACUGGAGUUUUGAAGUUAAAGUUAAGACACUAAAUGUUUUGCAAGCUCACACUACUUAGGAUCGGGUACUUAAAGGUAACUGUUUUAUUUAUGUCCUUUGCUCAGUGUUUCCUUGGUGCAAGGUCAUUUGGAUAUAAAAGCUAAAUGUAAGAUCUCCAAGAGCAACACUUAAAAUAGUUUUUAGGUUUACAAAUGUCUUUUUAUGAGUAAUGUCACAAGUCCUCUAACACACAGCACUUUAAACGGUUAUUAAGUGUUCUGUCUUUAGCCUCUGUGUUCCUCUCUUCCACCCUCUGCAACCAGACUGAAAUCACACCGGCUGCAAAGCAGGGCAGGGCAGAAACUAGCUCCCUGCCCUAAACUGACUACUAGUAUCGGCAUGCAUGGCUCCACAGACUUUAGUGGAGUCAUGGCUGCUUAUUCUCAGUGAUGAAUUUGGCUCCCUGUUGCUGCUCUAGGGGAAAGCAAAAGUAAGUAAUGAAGAUGGGUGGUUGGUGCUCAAUCCCUAUCUGAUGCAUCUCUUCUAACAGGUACCAACAAAAUAAUGCCCUCAGAACAUACAGUAAAAAGCUUGCUCCAGUGAUCUACAUCUGACCACUAAUGGUUUAUAGAUUCACUGCUUUAUUGUCCUUGGAGCAGUUUUAUUUGCUUGAGGCUGUGGUGAUUGGCCUAAUUGUUUUAGGCUCUCUUCACUGCAAAACCUCGGUGAUACAGUAUUUUUCAGCUUACUCCAAGUUUAAUCGGGUAAGAGAGCAUAAGACUUUUCAGAUUUGUCUACUGAAUUCCUAACUGUCAUCCAUCCGAUGGGCAGAGCUAAAGAGGACAUUGAUUGUUUAGCUCGAAAUUCCAUUUUUUAAAGCAGCUAUGUGUUACGGCAUGUACACUGCUGGUAAUUAUUGUGCCUGCUUUGCAAUUCAAAGCUAUUGUUGCUUCAGCUAACGUCUACCUCUAUCAGCCACGAGGCUCCAAAACCAAUUAUCCUAUACAUUUAUCUAAUUCUCCUAUUGUAUAUAUUUCUUUCCAGAAUGAGAUCUAGUUGGAAUUGUGUGUCCAUCAUUAAGGGAAAUGAGCCUGAAAGUUCUAACCAUGUGUUUUUUUAACUUGAAUUUUUCCAUUAAUACCUGGGUCUCUUGACUAGAAGCCAUUGUGCUGGCUUCUCCUAACAGUAUAAUAAUUUAAGCAGUGAAAUAAGUGCUAGUCUGUGUACAUGAUUACAAUGUCAGCAUUUUAAAUGUUACUACAUAGUGUUAGAAUUCAGCUGAGAAUAAUUUAACUCCCCUACUUGGUUUCAUGAGAUACUGGAACUCAUGUGGCCUUAGAAUAAUUCCAAUAUUGCUUAUUGCUCAGGGAUUGAAUGUUUUACCCUCUGCUCACUGGUCCUCCAACUAAGCACCUUUGCAAACAAUCCCACAACAUAUUCAGGUUAGAGGUUAAUAUUUCAUACCAGCUGGAAACUGGGGUUCCAAAAUUUCAGAUUUAAAGCAAUUGGGUUUUUUUCUGCUCUAGAUUAUUAGUCACUAAAAUGGUGUCAUCAUUUCAGUGGGGCUGAGAGUAUCAGUAUGGUAAGAAGAAUGAACUACCUAGGCCUACAAACAAAUUAUUAUGUAAUUGGAAAUUUGGGAACCCAGCUGUAUAUUAAAACUCAUACCUAACUUAUGCUGUGUCCAGGUAGCUCUUUUGUGGAGGCUGACCUAGGCCCAAUUAUGUUAAAUUGUCAAUCCCUGUUAUCUCCUAAAGCAUUUGCUUCUUGCCAAAUUGUUUACAUGCUAUGAUUCAUAGGUGCAAACUUUCCUAAUUCAGAGCCUAUUGAGUAAAGUGGAAUUUCAAAAUCAAUUUAAGUCUUCGUUCAGUUUUGCUUAAACUUUCACCCAGGGGAUUAGCAGUGCUUUUUAAAAUCUCAUUCAUUAGCAGAUUGGGUGUGGGUAUGUAUCAAGUUACUACCAGAUGUCCUUGCACACUCAAAACUAUCUUGGUUGUGAAUUAAGACAUCAGUGGAAGUUUUGGAUGCUCACAGAACACAGCUUGAGCACAUAAAUAAUUUCUGCACCUUAGUGCCUCCUGACUGCUUGAUAUGGAAAAGCACAGUCUUCUGCCCAGGUAAACUGAGAGAGUAAUUGGAAAUGUAAAAUAUUUUAGUGAGGAGUCAUAGCAGUCAAAGUUAAAUGCACAAGUAAGGUAGGCUGUGACUAGGAACACUUAUUUCUCUGCCAAGUUUAU
Caretta caretta (loggerhead turtle) is the source of this 7717-nucleotide messenger RNA. It is a transcript of the gene PITPNM3, whose product is annotated as PITPNM family member 3. Gene Ontology annotation, molecular function: metal ion binding; phosphatidylcholine binding; phosphatidylcholine intramembrane carrier activity. NCBI's taxonomy places the organism in Eukaryota, Metazoa, Chordata, Testudines, Cheloniidae. Gene Ontology annotation, cellular component: cytoplasm. Gene Ontology annotation, biological process: phospholipid transport. The record is from RefSeq and is a predicted model, not a curated record.